AUGAUGGCGGAGGAGGCGGCUGAGGAACAGGCCCCGCGCAGCUCUUUCGUUACCUACAUGGCCGAGGGGGAGCAGUUAUACCAGCGGGGGGAGUUCAGUAAAUCUAAGGAGAGCUACAGCAAUGCCCUUGAUUUGCAACCAACUGAGAAACACUGCCUAGUAGCACGAUCCAAAUGUUUCUUAAAACUCGGAGACCCAGUUUCAGCACUGAGGGAUGCAGAGGCUUCUCUACAGGAAGAUAAAGACUUCUUCAGGGGUCUUUACCAGAAAGCAGAGGCACUCUAUGCCAUGGGAGACUUUGAAUUUGCCCUUGUGUUUUACCAUAGAGGGUACAAGCUACGUCCUGAACUCCACAUGUUUCGCUUGGGUAUACAGAAGGCCCAGGAAGCCAUAGAAAAUUCAGUUGGAACUCCAACCUCCGUGAAACUAGAACACAAAGAGGGCAUGGAGUUUCUCAGCAAACAAGAAGAAAGCAAGAAAGCUAAACAAAAAUUACCAGCAAAGUUACCCAAAAAAGCCCCCAAACAGCAGAAAAAAAUGGACCCAUCGAAAAGUCAGAAGACUGCACGCCAACUGUUGGGAGAGGUCUACAAUGAUAUGGAGUAUCUGGAGAGCCUAUUAAAGGAUGAAGGUCUGGUAAAAGGAAACACCCGUAGUGGGUUAAAGCUGCAGGACCUUAUCAUCAAUGCCAUCACCUACCUGGACACCCGUACUGAGUUCUGGAGACAGCAGAAGCCUAUCUAUGCCCGGGAGAGGGAUCGCAAACUUAUGGAGCAGAAAUGGAACCGGGAACGCAGCAAACUUUCUUAUCCCAGUCAAAACCUCCUUAAGAACAUGGAAGAGAUUGAUCUGUUACUUUCUAAGGGGAAUGCGCAAGGGAGUUAUCAAAAGGCUAAACAAGUACUGAAGAACGUCGAGAGCUUGAAAGAUGACAUGCCAAAUAAACAGGAGAUACUGAGUAACCUGUACAGCUGCAUAGGGAAUGCACAGAUGGACAUGGGGCAGAUGGAAGAAGCUCUACAAAGUCACAGAAUGGACCUCAAAAUAGCAAAUGAGAAUGACUUUGUUGAAGCAAAAUCCAGAGCUCUGGACAAUAUAGGGCGAGUCUAUGCACGCAUUGGGAAGUUUGAGGAAGCCGUAGAAGUUUAUAGGUGGAAAGAGAAGAUCUCUUUGCCCACUUCAAACCUUGAGAAGACUUGGCUGUUCCAUGAAAUAGGGAGAUGCUACUUGGCACUAGAAUUGUUCAAAGAAGCCAGAGACUACGGGAUUAAAUCUCAGCAGGAGGCAGAAGAAGCAGGGGAUGUGGAAUGGCAGCUUAAUGCUAGUGUCCUUCUGGCACAGGCACAAGUGAAACUAAAAGAUUAUGAAUCUGCUAUUAUAAACUUUGAGAAAGCAUUAGAAUGGGCAAGAAUGGUAAACGACAAUGAAGCAGAGCAAGCUUUCAUUACUACCCUUGAAGAUUUAAAAAGAGGAUCUGAAGAACAGGCUAAAUCAGACCAUGGUGAAAGUGAAGAUUACCCAGCAGAAGGACGUGUAUGGAGUGAAGAUGAGAGCCAUGAGGGACACAGCCCAGAUGUCUCUGUGUGACAACAUGUCUGCAUGGUGCUGAUUCAUUUAUUAAAUGUGAAGCUUGCAACUACAGAUUGUCCUGAGAAGACUCUGUAGUCAUUUUCUCAUUAGUAAAGAAUGUAUAAAUAAAA
Messenger RNA from Pseudophryne corroboree (corroboree frog), 1700 nucleotides. RefSeq names its product outer dynein arm docking complex subunit 4 (gene ODAD4). The coding region runs from base 1 to 1587 and encodes 528 amino acids. Gene Ontology annotation, cellular component: cytoplasm. Gene Ontology annotation, molecular function: protein binding. The transcript has 12 exons. NCBI's taxonomy places the organism in Eukaryota, Metazoa, Chordata, Amphibia, Anura, Myobatrachidae. The record is from RefSeq and is a predicted model, not a curated record.